UGAAAAGAGAUAGAGACAAAGAAAGUUAGUGAAGAUGGUGUGAAUCUGGAUGGAGCGUUUUCAAGAUUCUAGGGCUCACUCUUAUUAUCGUCGAUAUCUCAAGAUUCUUAGGGUUUUCAAGAUUCCUAGGUUUUCAAAAGCCCUAAAAAGAAAGUUCGUUCUCUCUCUCACCUUCGAAUCUCAACAAUGGCCGACCUUUUGCGAAACCCGACAAAGAAAGCUCGUUCUUCUCGCACUCACCUUCGAAUCUGAACAAUGGCGGACCUUCUGCCGACGAAUUGGUAACUGAAAUCCUCACAAGACUACCGGUAAAAAUUUGUAAAUCAUGGUGUUCUGUAAUCGCUAGCCCUAAUUUCAUCACUUCAAAGCUCAAUCAAACAAUUCUUUUGAACAAAAUCGACAACUCUUGAUACACUUAUCCUCGUGCGUUACAUUAAUAAGAGACAACUCUGCAAGAACUUCAAGGCCCAAUCCCAGACUGUGGUUCUCAUUUCCGCAUAUUUGGUGCUUGUAAUGGUAUGGUAUUUCUCAGUGUUAAUGUCUUUCGUAAUCCGAAUAGUUUAAUUCUUUGGAAUCCCAGUCUUAGAAAAUCUAUAAGGCUCCCAAUGCCUAGCAUUGGCAUUGAUUCGCACACUGGUACUGAUCAUAAGGUGUUUCUUGGAUACGGCUUUGAUUCCAAAACUAAUGAUUACAAGGUGGUUAGAAGGUGUUUCUUGCAUAGACAAUUUUCCAGAUCCUGAGGUUGAGCUUUACUUUCUUAAUAGAGGAUGUUGGAGAAGGAUUUGCGGUGUUGGUCCCCAUCAUCAUAUCCGUUGUACUCUACUGUCUCAGGCUUUUGUCAAUGGGGCUGUCCAUUGGUUUGGAUGUGAUAAGGUUGCUGCUUCUGAUAUUUCAAUCUUGACAUUUGAUAUGAGCAGUGAGGUAUUCUGUGAGAUGAAGCUCCCAACUGGUCUAGAAAAUGAAUGGGUUGUGGCACAUUUGGCUGUUUCAGUGCUUAGGGAGUCACUUUGUCCGUGCCAUUUUGAUUCCUUGGUUAGCAAAGUUUCAAUAUGGGUGAUGAAAGAAUAUGGUGUUGUACAAUCUCGGACCAAACUGUUCACUUUUGAUUUGGGUAGUGAUUUUGGGGGAAUACUUGGUUUCAGGAGGAAUGGUGACCUUCUUUUCCUUAGAAAAAAUCGCAUGUUUUCAAUUAACCUAGAGUCUCAACAAGUUAAGGAUCUUCGGAUACGGAAAUCUGGUAAGCUGAAAUCAUUGUACGUUGAUACUUACAUGGAGAGCUUAGUCUUUCUUUAGGAAGUGAAUCAAGUCUUAAGGGGGCAAGCCUAGUCUUCGAAUGCAGCAGUUACUCAAGAAAAAGCUUAUAAUUUUCUUAAAGGAAAGCUUGGAGUUGGAGGAACCAAGAAAACUGCAAGAGAGAGUACGAAGAAUGAAACCACGUUAAAUGUUCUCACUUAUCCUUGCCCUUUAUUUUUUUUCUUUUCUCUUCCUAGAAUAGUUUCAGUAUUUCUGUCUUUAGUUCCUGUAUAUUGCAAAUGUGUUUGGAUUUUAGCUUUUCAUGGAUGUUGAUUCUAGCAUUGCAUCAAUAUACCUUUUAUUUUGAAGUGAUGAUGAAUUUAUCGAAGGAUGCUGAGUAUAUUUCACAGAUUUGGUUUGUUCAUGGCUGAUGUUUAAGUUGUUCUUUCUUUGUUCUUUGCAAAGGGGCAUGAUUUUGUAUGAUGGAAAUGGAUAGC
This is a messenger RNA of Cornus florida, 1730 nucleotides long. RefSeq lists its product as uncharacterized. The record is from RefSeq and is a predicted model, not a curated record. The transcript has a single exon. The coding region runs from base 685 to 1293 and encodes 202 amino acids. NCBI's taxonomy places the organism in Eukaryota, Viridiplantae, Streptophyta, Magnoliopsida, Cornales, Cornaceae.